Molecule: messenger RNA, 2148 nt
Organism: Zingiber officinale
Lineage: Eukaryota; Viridiplantae; Streptophyta; Magnoliopsida; Zingiberales; Zingiberaceae
Product: cysteine-rich receptor-like protein kinase 2
Exons: 7
Coding region: 29-1891 (620 amino acids)
Biological process (GO): protein phosphorylation
Molecular function (GO): protein kinase activity; ATP binding
Source: RefSeq, a predicted model, not a curated record
GCCGACCUCCGGUGACCCGAUCUGCAUAAUGAGAUCCGUUCUUGGGUUCGUGGUGCUUAUACUAUGGAGUCGUGUUACCGUCGGUGAGCCCCAGGCCAACCUCCUCCAAGACGGCUGCAGCUUAUUCAACGUCCGCAACGCCUCUGCCUUCGCCGCAACAUUCAACGACACCCUCGCCGACCUCCGCUCCUCCAUCUCUGCCAGCAACUCCUCUCUCUUCGCCACCGUGCACCGCCCCCGCGCCCCGCAGUCCGUCUACGCCCUGUUCCAGUGCCGCAGUUACCUCUCCUCCGCCGACUGCCUCGCGUGCUUCUCCGCCGCAGAAGGCCACAUUCGCCGUUGCGGUGCCGCCCACGGUGGCCGGGUCAUCUACGACGGCUGCUUCCUCCGCUACGAGAGCACCCUCUUUUUCGACCAGGUGACGCCCUCCGAGAACAGGAACUCGUGCGGCGUCCGCAACGCAGCUACCGGAGGAUUCACCGCCUCGGUGAGGUCGCUGGUGGCGGAUUUGAGCGCUGCCACGCCGAGAAUCCCGAAGUUUUUCGCGGCGGCGGAGAGGGAGGGAGUGCUCGCUGUGGCGCAGUGCGUGGAGACUGUGAGCGAGGAAGGGUGCGAGCAGUGCCUGGCGGCGGCGGUCGGCAACGUGAUGCGGUGCCUGCCGAGCGCCGACGGGCGGGCGCUGGGCGCCGGAUGCUUCAUGAGGUACUCCGACGAGUCCUUCUUCCCGGCCAAUCGAACGGUGGAUCUGUCGCCUUACUUGACGAAUUCAGGAAGAGCGAAAUCGAGCAAUAAGGGGGCCCUAAUUGGGGAAGUUGCUGGAGGAGUCGGCGGCCUGUUGCUUCUUCUAGGGGUUAUUAUAUAUCUUCUGAGGAUCAGAAGAUCUAGAGAUCAACGAAAUCUUUCUGAAGGAGAUUCAUCAAGGGGAACCAAAUUUCAGGGUCUUCUAAAUUUCCGUUACAAGGAUCUAAAAAAUGCUACAAAUAAUUUCAGUGAAAAAAAUAAAGUUGGAGAAGGAGGAUUCGGAGGUGUGUACCAGGGUCACCUUAAAAAUGGGACAACGGUUGCUGUAAAACGGCUAGCAAUCGCUCAAACCAGUAGAGCCAGAGCUGAAUUUCAGAGCGAAGUGAAGCUCAUUAGCAAUAUUCAUCAUAGAAAUUUAGUCCGUCUGCUUGGAUAUUCUAGCAAACACGAAAAUUUUCUUCUUGUCUAUGAGUAUAUGGCAAAUAACAGCCUUGACAAGUUCAUAUUUGGCGACAAACGUGGAUUCCUCAAUUGGGGGCAGAGAUUUGGCAUAAUUGUUGGGAUGGCUCGCGGUCUUUCUUAUUUGCAUCAAGAAUUUCAUAUUCGUAUCAUACACCGUGAUAUAAAAUGUAGCAAUAUUCUACUUGACGAUGAUUUCCAGCCAAGGGUUGCAGAUUUUGGGUUGGCACGACUUCUGCCUGAGGACAAGACUCACCUUAGCACUGUAUUUGCAGGCACUUUCGGAUAUACAGCACCUGAAUAUGCAAUUCACGGACAGUUAUCUGAAAAGGUUGAUACAUAUGGCUAUGGCAUUGUUGUCCUUGAAAUAAUCAGUGGCCGGCAGUGCAAUGACCUCAAACUCGAACCUGCUACUCAAUAUAUUCGUGAUUGGGCCUGGAAAUUAUACGAACAAGAUCGGUUAUUGGAGAUGGUGGAUGAAACCAUGGAUCCUAAUGACUAUUCACCAGAAGAAGUUAAAAGGAUCAUUAAGAUUGCUCUUCUCUGCACCCAGUUUACGGUUGCUGCAAGGCCAACCAUGUCAGAGACUGUAGUUCUGCUGCUGAGCCAAACUGAUGUGGCUCUUCAGCUAACAAGACCUGCAUUCAUAGAUGCCAGCGAAAUGAUUGAUGAAGAAGAAGCUGUUGAAUGAUACUAAUUUAUAAUCUUUGACUUACCAACCAAAAUCUAAUUUCAUCACAAUACUCUAAAACUGCAUUAGAAAGAAUGGUCACAGAAUGGUCAAGGGAAGUGAAUAAGUGUUAUGGAAAAUUAUCUAGAGUUUAUUAUUGACUAGCUUUAAUGUACUCUAGACUUCAUUUUGCACUAUAAAUAGGAACCUGUAAGUAAGCAAGUAAGAAAAUUAAGAAAGCAAACUGUAAAGAGUGUGAUGAAGUAACUCUUCCAUUU